Molecule: messenger RNA, 1290 nt
Organism: Dracunculus medinensis (Guinea worm)
Lineage: Eukaryota; Metazoa; Nematoda; Chromadorea; Rhabditida; Dracunculidae
Source: the annotation of a GenBank genome assembly
AUGGUAGCAGGAAGCUAUCGUAUCGGAAUGCAUCUUAUAACAUCAGCUUUAAAGCUGCUCGAACCGCGUUUGGACGACGAUUUCGUCGAUCGCCUUCAUUACUUAUAUACCUCAACUAUUAUUGUUUUAUUCGCCAUCCUUGUUUCUGCCAAGCAAUACGCUGGCAAUCCUAUUGAAUGCUUCGUUCCUGCACAAUUCACUAAGGCAAUGGAGCAAUACACAGAAAACUACUGCUGGGUGCAAAAUACAUAUUGGGUGCCUUUCCAGGACUUGAUACCUCAUCGGCUAGAUGAUCGCGAACGAAGGCAAAUUGGUUAUUACCAGUGGAUACCAUUCGUAUUAGCUAUUGCAGCUGUAAUGUUUCAUGUGCCUGCUACAGUAUGGAGAAUGCUUGCAACACAAUCAGGUUUAAAUAUGUCAUUAUUAGUUCAACUAGCAAGCCAAGAUCAAAACAUUGAUCCAAUUGUUCGCGAUCACUCAGUUGAAAUUCUUACUCGCCAUAUUGACGAUGCAUUAAAAUAUCAACGCGAUUAUGGAAGUCGCAAUAAAAGCAUAUAUUUAUUCGCAAUAAUAAAGCUUGGAAAAGUUUAUGGAGCAUACGUUUCUAUCGUUUAUCUAUUCGUCAAGAGUUUAUACCUCAUUAAUGUUUUACUACAAUUUGUUUUGCUUAAUAAUUUCCUUGAAACUUCCGAUUAUCCAUUAUUUGGUGGACAUGUUCUAUACGAUCUUCUUAUGGGUCGAGAAUGGCGAGAUUCGGGCAAAUUUCCGCGGGUAACAUUAUGCGAUUUUGAAAUCCGUGUAUUGGGUAAUAUACAUCGACAUACUGUUCAAUGUGUAUUAGUGAUAAAUAUGUUCACUGAGAAGAUAUUUGUAUUUCUUUGGCUUUGGCUGCUUUUGCUUUCAUUUAGCACUGCCAUCAAUCUUUUUAUCUGGUUAUUUUCGCUAUCAUUGGCUACUUGGCGUCAUUCAUUCGUAACCAAGUUUUUAGAAUGUCAGUCGACACAAACCCAUCGAUUUGUUCAUCAUUUCCUUCGGCCCGAUGGUGUAUUUCUCUUACAUAUGAUUGCAGCGCACGGUGGAAAUAUUAUUUGCGCACGUUUAACUGAAUCGUUAUGGCUUCGUUUUUUGCAAAGAAGUGGUAAACUUUCGGUGUUUGAUGUUCAAAAAAUAAUGGCUAGGGAAGACAAAAUUAGCGAACAAAACGUUAAGAAUGUUGAAGAAGGAAAUUGGAGAGAAAGUACUUUGCCACCGCCGAUGCCUUUAUUACCUGCCACAACUCAUUUUGUUUAG